UCAAAUGGGCUCCAGGGACGGCGGGGCGUGGCCAUCCCUGCUUUGCCCUAGUGUUUAAUGCUAACAAGUUAAAGCGUAACGCGCACACCUUCUAAAAUAAUUGUCAAUUAUUUGAGUUGUAUAUUUGUUAAUUGUUUUGUUUUUUUGUUAUAAUAUUUUGCUUGUCAUACACUUCUCUCGGAACACGUCCCAUUGAGUGAAAGCGUUACUUAGUCACACGUGUUAUUGUUUUGUACUUUAGAUGGAGGGCUAUCCUGUAGUUACUGACGGUGACUCUAUAAAACAACAAGAACGACACUACUACCUGUUGUCAGAGUUACAAACCCUGGUCAAAGAUUUACCGAGAAGGGUUCGGUGAAUUCGCAUAUGAAACUGGUGGGGUUCGGUACCUCCAACAAGGUUAAGGACCACUGCUCUAGGGACGAACGCUCUUUCCAGCAACGCCUGUCCUACAACACACUUGGUGAUCUGGCCCUGGCACUCAUCGAUGGAACUGUUUAUGAAAUAGUGCAAGGCCUCCUCGAUAUUCAACACCUGACAGAAAAAAACCUGUACAACCAGAGGCAAAAGUUGCACUGUGAACACCAAGCUCUAAAGCAAGAUCUCACAAGGAGGCACAAGGAAGCCCUGCUGUCAUGCAAGCCUCACAACCUGGCGCUCCUCAAAACAAAUCAUCAAGCUGAGCAAGAGGCCUUGGAAAUCCGUGUGCGAGAAGAACAAAGAAUGAUGGAUAAGAAGAUUGUGGUGGAAAUUGAUCAAAAAGUGACGGAUCAACAGAAUACUUUGGAGAAAGCUGGAGUUCCUGGAUUUUAUAUCACCACUAAUCCCCAGGAGCUAACAAUGCAGAUGAACCUACUGGAGUUGAUCCUGAAGCUUCAACAGAAAGAGUCCCAGUAUGGACUUCUAUGACAAUGAGCACAAUUUAAUUUAAGACAAUGACGUGGAGGUCACGGUAUAUUUAUCACAGGUAAAGGGGACCGACCUGUGAUGAUUGUAAUUUACAGUUUACACACUUCUUGUGGUUUAGAUAAUUCAUCCAUCCAUCCAUAUUCUACCACUUAAUCCCUUUGGGGUCGCGGGGGGUGCUGGUGCCUAUCUCAGCUACAAUCGGCCGGAAGGCAGGGUACACUCUGGACAAGUCGCCAUCUCAUCGCAGGGCCAACACAGAUAGAUAAUAUGUAUCGGAUAUGCUUUGAUGUAAUUGUUGGUGUAUAUUAA
Molecule: messenger RNA, 1218 nt
Organism: Nerophis ophidion (straightnose pipefish)
Lineage: Eukaryota; Metazoa; Chordata; Actinopteri; Syngnathiformes; Syngnathidae
Gene: dgcr6
Product: DiGeorge syndrome critical region gene 6
Exons: 6
Coding region: 367-909 (180 amino acids)
Source: RefSeq, a predicted model, not a curated record